Molecule: messenger RNA, 1905 nt
Organism: Juglans regia (Persian walnut)
Lineage: Eukaryota; Viridiplantae; Streptophyta; Magnoliopsida; Fagales; Juglandaceae
Product: probable ADP-ribosylation factor GTPase-activating protein AGD6
Exons: 5
Coding region: 106-1482 (458 amino acids)
Biological process (GO): vesicle-mediated transport
Molecular function (GO): GTPase activator activity
Source: RefSeq, a predicted model, not a curated record
UUGACCCCUAAAACUUAUUUGAACGAACAGACGGUGUCGGUGAGCCCCCGUUUCUCUACCAGCAACUGAGAGAUUCCGAUUGUGAGCGAUCGGAUCGGACCCCUAAUGGCGGCAUCGAGGCGGCUGCGGGACCUUCAAUCGCAAACUGGGAACAAGGUCUGCGUCGACUGUUCCCAAAAGAACCCUCAAUGGGCGUCGGUUUCCUACGGAAUCUUCAUGUGCUUAGAGUGCUCUGGCAAGCACCGCGGCCUCGGUGUUCACAUCUCAUUCGUCCGAUCCGUGACAAUGGACUCCUGGUCCGAGAUCCAGAUCAAGAAAAUGGAGGCCGGUGGGAAUGAGCAGCUCAACGCCUUCCUCGCCCAGUAUGGGAUCCCUAAGGAGACCGAUAUCGUCACCAAAUACAACACCAAAGCCGCCGGUGUUUAUAGGGAUCGAAUUCAAGCCCUAGCCGAGGGCCGACCCUGGCGGGAUCCACCUGUCGUCAAGGAGAACCUCGGGGGUGGGAAGUCGAAGCCCCCUUUGGGGCAAACCAGAAACGGUAAUUAUGGGAGCAAUGGAGGAUGGGAUAGUUGGGACAAUGAUGACGGGUUCAAGUCCUCCUCCAGUGGUGAUAUUAGGCGAAACCAAUCCACUGGCGAUGUUAGAGGUUUUGUCGGAGCGGGCGGCGCGCCGGUAAGGUCGAAGUCGACCGAGGAUAUCCACACGCGGUCGCAAUUGGAGGCCUCCGCCGCGAACAAGGAGAGCUUUUUCGCGCGAAAGCUGGCGGAGAACGACUCGCGCCCGGCAGGCCUCCCCCCCUCGCAAGGUGGUAAAUAUGUUGGCUUCGGAUCGACUCCCGCGCCUUCUCAGAGGAAUGAUCCGCAAAGCGAUGUCCUUUCUGUUGUUUCUCAGGGGUUUGGUAAGCUAUCCUUUGUUGCUGCCUCUGCGGCCCACUCAGCUGCGAAUGUUGUCCAAGCUGGUACAAAAGAGCUCACUUCUAAGGUGAAGGAGGGUGGCUAUGAUUAUAAGGUAAAUGAGACUGUUAACGUUGUCACUGCAAAGACAUCAGAGAUUGGACAUAAGACAUGGGGGAUCAUGAAGGGAGUCAUGGCAAUAGCUUCACAGAAGGUUGAAGAGUACACUAAAGAAGGCAUCAACUGGAAAACUGAUAACUGGCAACGGAAUGAUGGUGAGACAAAUGGAUAUUAUCAAGAGUUUAAACAGGAGAACAAAGGAUUGAAUUCAUCUUCUGGAGGAGGGCAGUCAUCAUCAACUGGGCAUAAUUCUUACAGUUCAAGUUCUUGGGAUGAUUGGGACACCAAAGACAACAGAAAGGAAGAAUCAACAAAGGGAGCAGCAUCCCAUAACAGUGAUGGUUGGGCUGGCUGGGAUGAUGCCAAAGAUGAUGGAUAUGAUAAUUUCUACCAGAGUGCCUCUGAGAAGAAAGCCGUUGGUCAGAAUGGGAAAUCGGAUGCAUCAUGGACUGGGGGAGGUUUUCUCUAAGGUGGACUUGUGUCGUGGUUUUAGCAAAUUCCUGCAUUUUAAGUAAAUGGUGGACAAAAAUUAUAGUAGCACGAAAGCUGGUGGCUUGCCGUGGCGAUUCUAAAAAUGAUGAACGUGAAAAUUAGAAUGCAGCUGAUAAGAAAGUUGUUGGUUGCGAUUGGAUCAAAUCCAAUAUGGAUAGGUGAUGCUUUUUUCAAGGUUCGCAUAUUUUCAUAAACUCUUCUUUUUUCUUCUGUAUUAAAUCUGAUAAAAAGUUUAAAAUGUAAUUUCUGUGGAACAUCUUAUUUGUUUGAGAAUAGUUUAUAUCUGUACAACUGUUAUCAGGGAAAGGAUGAUUGCCAAUCAGACGAGGGGUCUACUCUGUUUGAGGAAACAUUAUUUGUGACCUGAAAACUCAACUUAUCUUUUGAUUUGUCCUCUCAA